AAGGGCUAUUACACCGAACACAAAUAUCGUCACCUUCUAAAGAUGCUUUUGAUCAAGCCAUACUGAAACCGUGGAAAGCCCACCAUAGCUUUAAGAACAUUACUUUUGAAAAUCCCUUCUUCAGUAGCUUUGAGUAUAAUUGUAAUUCUUCUUUAAUUCUGUAGGUAAUUGAUCUAAAGCCAUGAUGACGAAAUGUACACGAAAUUUGCGGACUCGGCAAAAAGUGAUUCUGUUUCUUAGCGUGACCAUGUUUUCCAUUUAUUGGCUUUUCCAACGAGAUAAAGGAACAGAGGGCAAGCAUGUGACAGGAGAAAUGCCAAAUCCAGAAAUCUGGCGUUCGUUGUAUCCAUUUCAUGGCAAUGACGAUUUAAAUGGCGAACGAUUUUCACUUGGACAAAUGCCAACGUAUGAACAACGUAAAGAGGCAAGAUGCGGCCAUAACUGGCAGGAAAGUUACAAAAAACUUCACCAAGACAUUCUUCAGGCACGGCGCCCGCAAAGGUUUAUCGUGUUUACCUGCACAGAAGAAGGAUAUGGGUGUGGGGGUUAUGGAAAUAGACUGGGAGGAAUAACUUCACUUUUAUUUCUCUCUAUCUUGACGCAAAGAGCGUUUUUAAUAGAAUGGGACCAUGAAGCCCCGCUCGAACGUUACCUCGUCCCCAAAGGUGUUCAGUGGAACUAUCCUAUGGAGAAUUUAGAACAUUUUGAUACGAGGAUACAUUAUAUAGGGAAAAAAGAGCAUUUCAAGCAGAUACGAAACGAUGUUUUGAAGCCAUGGAAGACAAAACUAGAUUUUCAAACGUGGAUUCGGCACACUGACCUCUCAUCGUAUUUCAAGCACCCCGUCGAGAAAAUUGUCGGUAAUUGGAAUUUUGCGAACGCCUUACUGGAAAAGCCUUUACUUGAAAAUCACUUAGAUGAAUUGCGAAGAGGGACCAAUGACUCCUUGGUAGGAUGCGCUUUCGAUUUCCUUUUUCUCAAGUCUAAAGAACUAGAAACCAGGCUCCGCGCAGCUAGACUCUCGCUCGGUCUCACAAAUAAAGUUUUCAAAGUGGGCCUUCACAUAAGGAUGGGCGAUGUGUCCUUGCAGAGAGGUUCAAAAUCCAACAACCUUAACUACAGGGCCUUUUUCCACUGUGCACAAAAUCUACGCAAACAAAAGGGAUUUCAGAUGGGCAUCAAGUUAUUUCUGGCCACAGAUGAUAAGGAAGUGAAACAAUAUGCACUGAAGAACUAUGCUUCACAUGUGGUCACCCUGGAUAUAACCCCGCAUCACAUAACGUCACUCGCUGGAAGGAAGCGUAGAGACUCAGAGCCAGUGGAGGGUAUUUUCAAUGUCAUGUUGGACCAUUUUCUGUUAUCUGAGUGUGACUUCCUUAUUUUGUCACGGAGUACUUUUGGUCUCACGGCGGCCGAGUUGAAGUUCCAUCCCGCACAAACAGUUACGUUUGGAAAUAAGUGCGAGCAUGCACUCCACUGAUCAAAACGUAAAUUCUCAGUACUGAUGAGUUAACAUCUCUUUGUUGGUUAUCCUAUGAAUCCCUCCCUCUGCACAUGGUCACUAAUUUAUUUUAACCCUCUCACCCCUUUCGACUGACCAAAGAGGAAGUUCUCUUUCCAGUGUCCGCCCAUCAUUAGUAGAUCUAGAGUGACGAGAGGAGGGAAAAUAAUCAACUACGGGAUACGUCCGCAAGUAAGAAAAUAAUCUAAGGGAUACGUCCGCAAGUAUCAAUAAAAGACUUCAAGAAGAAGGUAUCGGUGUAUUAGCUUAAGAAUAGUCUGUUCCAGGCCCUCAGACAAUGACAGCGGUAGAAAGAAUGGUCGAAAGACAAACGGCAGAUGUAGUUAUCAAGGGAACGGCUAUGCACGUGACCUCAUCAUGUCUCAUACCCGCUAAUUCGCUCGUAUCUUCUGACGAGGGCCUGGUGAGGGGCGGGAAAUUGGCAAGAGAGUGGUACAAAAAGAAAAACAAUAAAAUUCACUUUAAUUGACUCUUCAUUCUUCUAACGAUCUUUUUACCUUUUUCAUUUCAAAUUUUAAAGUAUACCAUAUUUUCAUUCUUAAAAAUAAAUAAUCAGAGAAAGCUAGAAAAUGUCUGCACGUGAGGUUGUGAUAUCGGCCGAUUUCAAAUGGCCAUGUGAUACACAAAUAGGAUGUUUCUUUCAUUAAGAUAUAAAAUGCGAGCUAGAGAACACGAAAGGUCAAUGAGAACAAAGAAAUGAUACAUAUCUUUGGUCGAUGCUUUCACAUAACUUACUUCAAAAUAUCUUCUAAGUCUUCUUUAAAGAGAAGAAGACUUCGGAAAUGUAAAACUUUAAGAAGGUGUUAAAACAAUCAAACGUUUUUUAAUUACAAUAUAAAAACGUUUUUUCAGUGAUAAAAAAAUUAGAUUUAUGGGUAUUUUUCUUUCACACGAAAAUGUUUCUGAUAAGCUAACCC
Stylophora pistillata is the source of this 2439-nucleotide messenger RNA. RefSeq lists its product as uncharacterized. Gene Ontology annotation, biological process: protein N-linked glycosylation. The record is from RefSeq and is a predicted model, not a curated record. Gene Ontology annotation, molecular function: alpha-(1->6)-fucosyltransferase activity. NCBI's taxonomy places the organism in Eukaryota, Metazoa, Cnidaria, Anthozoa, Scleractinia, Pocilloporidae.